GAACUGCAUGACAUCAUGCGUCGACGGUAGCAACACACGGUAGCAACAUCGCGUGUUGAAAUGGAUUCUUGUCUGCUGCAAAAACACUAAUCCACAAGCUUGUACUUUGCGUGACGUAUCAAUUGUAAAAUGAAAAAGAAGCAUGGCAUUAUGAAGCGGCCUGGCGGAAGCGGAGGAGGCGGCGGGCUUUUGGACCGACUGCUCGUGCCUCGUAUCGAACAGUAUGCGGUUAGCAAUAAUUACACAGAGGUCGACGAGGUCGUCGAGCACCUGCGUAAAACAUACCGGGAGUACCAGCGGCGCCAACUCGGGCCCUUUCGCUCCAUGGUGACGCGCGCUAUCGGCAUACUGCAGCGGAAAGGAGAGCAGAAGGGUACGGAGCUGCAGCUGCAGAGCCUGGAGCAGAAGCACUUGUCUGGCCGCCGAGCGGCCGGGAAGGGCGACGGCCCCAGCAGCAGCAGCGGCAGCAGCCAGGACGAGGACGGCGGGCACGGCAGCAGCAGCGACGACGAGGGCGGCAGCAGCAGCAGCGGCGCCGACGACGGCUCCAAAAAGUCAAACGCUACCGGUUCGGGCUCGGAAUCUGGAUCCGAAGACAGCGACAGCAGCGACCCGGAGCUGGACCCCCGCGAGGCCGCGGCGCUGGCCAACACCGCCGCCUGCCCGCCAGGCCACAUGAACAACACGCUCCUUAACAUGUACGCCCGCUCCACCACGCCCACGGGCGCGGGGGCUGCGGAAGGCGCUGCGGAGGGGGCGGCUACGACCGCGGAAGGCGGGGGGCCUGUGGCGGCGUUCGCACCGCCGGCGGUCAUCGCUGCGGCUGCGGCCCGGGCGCUCGCAAAGGAGAAGGCGGAGCGGGAGGCGAAGAAGGCCGGCGGUGGCGGCGCUGCCGCGGGCUCGAGGUCCGCCGCUGGCGACGAGGACGGGCCGUCGACCAGCGGACGGGCUGGGGCAGCUGCUGCUGUAGUUACGCCAGCUCCGGCUGUGAAGACAUCUGCGGCGGCAGCGGUGCUGCCCGCAUCGGCGCCGCCGGCUGUGGCCCCCGCGGCUGCGGCAGGUGGGCCGAAACGACAGCGCGAGGAGGGGGGCGGCAAAGGCGGUCCUGGAGGAGAUGGAGGAGCGCCGGACACGGGUGGGCAGGGCAUGCCCAAGUCGGCCGCCAAGCGGGCAAGGCGGCUGAUGCAGGGUGGCGGUGGAGGCGGCGGCGGGGCUUCCCGCAUGGGCGGCGGCGGGGCUGGUGGCAGCAGCGCGGUGACAGCGGCCAAGCCGGUGACGUAUGCGGACCUGGGCGGUGUGGAGGAGGUGCUGGCUGACAUUCGGGAGCUCAUCGAGUACCCACUGCGCCAUCCCGAGGUGUACGCCUGGCUGGGGGUGGAGCCGCCGCGGGGUGUGCUGCUGCACGGCCCGCCCGGCUGCGGCAAGACGGCGCUGGCCAACGCCAUCGCCAACGAGUGCGGCGUGCCCUUCCUGCGGGUGUCUGCGCCCGAGAUUGUGAGCGGCAUGAGCGGCGAGAGCGAGGCCAAGCUGCGUCAGCUGUUUAACGAGGCGCGCGAGCUGGCGCCCUGCAUCGUGUUCAUCGAUGAAAUCGACGCCAUCUUCCCCAAGCGCGAGACGGCCCAGCGCGAGAUGGAGAGGCGCAUCGUGGCGCAGAUGCUAACGUGCAUGGACGACCUGGCCGCGCCGCCGCCGCCUCCCGGGGAGGUCAAGGAGGCGGGCAAGGACGGCGCGGAGGAGGACGGCGCCGGUGAGGAGGGCGGCACCGCACCGCGCGCCUCGCCGCACGUGGUUGUGAUUGGAGCCACCAACCGCCCCGACUCGCUGGACACGGCACUCAGGCGCGCUGGCCGCUUUGACCGGGAGAUCUCGCUCGGCAUUCCCACGGAGGCGGCGCGUGUCAAGAUCCUGCAGGUGCUGGCCCGGCGCCUGCGCCUGGAGGGCAACUUCGACUUCCGCGCCGUGGCCAAGCGCACACCGGGCUACGUGGGCGCCGACCUGGCCGCACUGAUGAAGGAGGCGGCGGCGGUGGCGGUCAGCCGCAUCUUCACGCGGCUGGAGGCGGCCCGCGUGGCGUCGGCAGCAGCAGCAGCAGCAGCAGCGCCAGCUACGGCAAGCGCCGGCCUAUCGACACCGGCAGCAGGUGCAGUGGCGUCGGACACGGCAGGAAAGCCGGAGGAGGCUGUGAAGGCGGACAACGCGACGGAAGCUGGUGCAGACAAGGAGUCUGCAGCGGCGGUGGCGGAAGCUGCGGCACAGCUGGAGCCGCAGGCAAACGGACCUGCCGCAGGCGCGGAUGCGGAGAUGACGGAGGCGGAGGUGGCGCAGGCGGCAGGGGCUGCGCUGCUGGCCGCGGACGUUGCGGCUUUCAGCGGCGCCGGGUUUGGGCUGGGGCCGCUGGGGCCGGCUGAGCUGGCGGGCCUGGCCAUUACCAUGUCGGACUUUGAGGCGGCGCUGCCCAAGGUGCAGCCCAGCGUGCGGCGUGAGGGCUUCACCACCACCCCGGACGUCACGUGGGACGACGUGGGCGCGCUGGCGGAGGUGCGCGAGGAGCUGUCAUUCGCGGUGACGGAGCCGAUCAAAUGGCCCGAGCGCUUCGAGGCCCUGGGGCUGCCGGCGGCCAGCGGCGUGCUGCUGUACGGCCCUCCUGGCUGCGGCAAGACGCUGGUGGCCAAGGCGGUGGCGAACGAGUCGGGCGCCAACUUCAUCAGCAUCAAGGGCCCGGAGCUGCUGAACAAGUACGUGGGCGAGUCGGAGCGCGCCGUGCGGCAGCUGUUCGCCCGCGCUCGCGCCGCGCACCCCUGCGUGCUGUUUUUUGACGAGCUGGACGCACUGGCGCCGCGCCGCGGCACCGACAACAACCAGGCAGCGGAGAGGGUUGUGAACCAGCUGCUGACGGAGAUGGACGGCGUGGAUAGCCGCCAGGGUUUGUUCAUCGUGGCCGCCACCAACCGGCCCGACAUGAUUGACCCCGCAUUGCUGCGGCCUGGUCGCCUGGAGAAGGUGCUGUACGUGCCGCUGCCGCCGCCACAGGACCGGGCGGCCAUCCUGAAAGCGCAGGUUCGCAAGACGCCGCUGGAGCCGGAUGUGGACCUGGCGGCGGUGGCGAUUGAUGGCCGCUGCGAGGGCUACAGCGGCGCGGACUGCGCGGCGCUGGUGCGCGAGGCGGCGGUGCUGGCACUCAAGGAGGCCAUGCGGGCGGGGCCGGACUGCGGCUCGCCGCGUGUGGGCGCUCGGCACUUCGAGGCGGCACUUGGGCGCGUGCAGCCAAGCGUCAGCCGAAAGGACAGGGCCUCCUAUGAGGCGCUGCGAGUCCGGCUGCGCGGCUCGCGCUCCGUCAUACAGCCAGCAGCGGCCGUGGUUGAGAUGCCGCCCUCCGGCGCAGCAGGGGGUACGGGGGAGGCAGCCGUGAAGGCGGGAGGUGCUGGGGCUGGUAAUCCGCCGCUGUACGCACCUAACGGGUCCGAGAUGGCGGACGGCUAGUGGGCAACUGGGUGCAUGUAGAGGAGCAAGCCGGGUAUACGUUUGUACAUAGUUCCUGGGCGGAUGCACUUUAGGCAUAUUUGGGCGACCCAUGCAGCUGAGGACGGGCAUUGAAGGUCGUGGAACAGCAUUCUUGCUAAUGUGUGUGCGAUGGGACAGUGUCAAGGCAGGUUGGUGAAGUCCCGCAGGGUGCAGCUGAUUCCCAGACCCCAGAAGAUGGUAAACAAUUUGCGACGGCAGGGCAGGAGUGCGCGGCUGGUCGAACGCCGGAGUUACUGCUUGCCGGAGUGUGAGGAAGCGCCGCGGGUUGGAAUGGGGAAUAUCGCGGCUGAGUUUCGGGGUAGGGCUGCAUCGCGCGCCCUCAGGACCGAGUGCGGUUUAGCGACUCCCCGGUCACGGGAAAAGGGGCUGAGCCCCUCCACAGUCUGAGGCCGAACAACCUCACCGCCCGGACAUAGCCGGGGUCAAGGCCGGGGUCGGUUUCCACAGGCACAUAGCCAAACCGGUGC
Molecule: messenger RNA, 3989 nt
Organism: Chlamydomonas reinhardtii
Lineage: Eukaryota; Viridiplantae; Chlorophyta; Chlorophyceae; Chlamydomonadales; Chlamydomonadaceae
Exons: 17
Coding region: 130-3480 (1116 amino acids)
Biological process (GO): ribosome biogenesis
Cellular component (GO): nucleus
Molecular function (GO): RNA binding; ATP binding; ATP hydrolysis activity
Source: RefSeq, a predicted model, not a curated record